CCACGGACCUGGAAAGUACAUAUGUGUGGCAUAUUCUUCUGUGUUCGACAAUUCCAAGUCAACCCUCCGGCCAUCGAUACCAUCGACUCAUAUCAUGAGAAGCUAUGCAUUGCUUUAAGGCAUGCAAAUGCUGCGCGUGGGCCUGAUGCCCAACGAAGCCACAAAGUGAGCUUCAAGGACCAGAGUUCGGAUGUUGGCAUGCUGCAUCUAGAGUUCUUUGCAUCUGAAUUGUGUCUACGAGGUUCCCAACCUGUCGUGCAACCUCACAUCCGAAAUGGUGAUAUUUUUUGCUGGAAUGGAGAGAUCUUCGAAGGACUAGACAUGGAUGCAGCUGAAAACGACGGCGUCAAGUUAUUUGAAAGUAGCAGGGGUCUCAAAACACCAGCUCAAAUCAGAGACCUUUUCUCGUCAGUUGAAGGCCCGUAUGCUUUUGUUUUCCACCAUGAAGAGUCUGGCUGCAUUAUAUUUGGACGUGAUCCUCUAGGUCGUCGGUCUCUAUUGAUCCAUAAACCUUCCCCAUCACAUCCAUAUUUCAUAUUGACUUCUGUGACUUCUGGUGUCGACGCAGGAUGUUCUUUUGAGGAGUUGUCUACAGAUCACAUCUUUUAUCUCAACCUCAAAGAUUUCGCUCAGCUAGAAGGCAUCACGUUCGAAGACCAUCUUAAGACUUUAUCUCGACGGCCUUCUCAAACCACUGUCUUCAGCUACGUCCAGCCUCCUCUAGUGAAUCGCUUAGUUCCGCCAGAUACUUGGCCGCGUUUAGCUUCACUUGAUGAGAUACCUAAUUAUCUCUUGGCUUCAGUAGAUGCUUUGAUCUCACACCUAGAUCGUAGCGUUAUGCUCCGCGUUCACAACGUUCCUUACAAAAGUUCCAUGCCAACACAGUCCAGAGUAGCCGUCCUCUUCAGCGGCGGAAUAGAUUCAACAGUCAUUGCGUACCUUGCCCACAAGCAUAUUCCUCUUGAAGAAUCGAUCGACCUCCUCAACGUCGCUUUCGAGAACCCUCGAAAGAUCCAGAUGGAGACAGAAGGCAACGUUGGGGGUAUAUCAAGACGGCACAGGAAGGCUAAAAAUCCAUCUGAUGAUGAUUCUAUCAGAGUGUCGUACAUGGUUCCUGAUAGAAAGACGGGGCUUCAGGAAGUGGACGAACUCAGGCGACUGUGUCCCGGCCGUACUUGGAACUUUGUAGAGAUCAACGUCCCUUAUCAUGAAUCACAGGGGGCACGCCCUAUAGUUCAAGCCCUGAUGCUGCCCAGCCGCACAGUCAUGGAUUUGGUGAGCAGUCUGGCUCUUGCUUUAUACUUUGCUUCUCGUGGAGUGGGACACGUACGCGCUUAUCCAGGUGCAGAGUCUGUAGCAUAUACUAGCCCAGCUCGUGUGCUUUUGAAUGGCCUUGGAUCCGAUGAGUUGCUAGGCGGUUAUGGAAGACAUCGAUCGUCAUUCAACUCAGGCGGCUGGCAAGCAGUGAUCGGCGAGCUUCAGCUAGAAAUUCAGCGUAUUCCAGUACGAAAUUUGGGUCGCGACGAUCGCAUCUGUUCAUCCCACGGAAAGGAGACAAGACAUCCUUUUCUGUCAUUUGGAGUGGUCUCAUUUUUGGCCAACUUGCCAGUUCAGCACAAAAUGGAUCCCCGUUUAGAAUUGGGCCUUGGAGAUAAAAUGUUACUGAGAUUAGCUGCUCGAAAAAUGGGAUUAAUUCAGGCGAGCGGACGAAAAAAAAGGGCCAUGCAGUUCGGUAGUCACUCUGCAAGAAUGGAAGGAGACGCUAAAGGGGAUGUUUUACUGUAGGUAGUCGUAGCCUAGCUUCCACAGUUAGCACCGCCGUUCGAUUUUUCUGCCACUCUAAAUUCCCCUAAAAGCUGUAUAAAAUCUUUGAGAUCUAG
Messenger RNA from Guyanagaster necrorhizus, 1880 nucleotides. RefSeq lists its product as uncharacterized. Bases 22 to 1785 code for a protein of 587 amino acids. The record is from RefSeq and is a predicted model, not a curated record. NCBI's taxonomy places the organism in Eukaryota, Fungi, Basidiomycota, Agaricomycetes, Agaricales, Physalacriaceae. Gene Ontology annotation, molecular function: asparagine synthase (glutamine-hydrolyzing) activity. The transcript has 15 exons.